AUGGAGCCUUUGUCUGACCCAUUAGGAAACAGGGUUGUUAAGACUUUAAUUCCUCCGCCUCAUCGAGAACUCUCUAAUGACUUGUUAUAUCCUAAAGCAUGUAAUAAAUAAUCAGCUCAUAUCCCAAGUGUUGAUGCAAUAAAACUUCAUCUCACCAAAGAAGGGAGAGUUAGCAAAGCGCAUGUUAUUAAGAUUAUUGAUAGCGCAAAGGAUCUGUUUCAAGGAGAGCCGAACUUAUUGCGAAUAGAAGACCCUGUCCUCAUUAUUGGAGAUGUUCAUGGGCAGUUUUAUGACUUACUCAAAAUAUUGGAAAUGGGAGGAAGUCCAACGAAGAACAAGUUCUUGUUCUUGGGCGAUUACGUUGAUAGAGGGCAUUUCUCUAUUGAAGUGGUGAUCCUUUUAUAUUGUCUCAAGCUCAAUUUUCCAGAUAGAGUAUUUUUGAUUCGAGGCAAUCACGAGUGCAUGGCCAUGACUUCUUAUUUCUCAUUCCGGGCAGAGUGUAUGGCUAAAUACGACUUAGAAGUAUAUGAGAGAUUUCUUGAAAGUUUCGACUGCUUACCUUUAGCUGCGCUUGUAAACGAUAGCUUCAUUGCUUGCCAUGGGGGUCUUUCUCCUGAAAUUGAACUGAUAGAUGAUAUUGAUUUAAUUUUCAGGUUCAGCGAGCCACCUAAAACCGGAGCCUUUACAGAUCUAUUGUGGGCUGACCCAGUUGACAAUCCUGAAGGAAAAUUAAGUGAUAGCUUUUCAUACAACACUGUAAGAGGAUGCAGCUAUUAUUAUGGAGUCAAAUCAACAAAUGCGUUCCUGCAAAGAAAUGACUUGAUUUCAGUCAUAAGGGCUCAUGAAGUACAACUAGAAGGCUAUAAAAUGCAUAAGUGGAAUGGAGAAGAUGAUUUCCCAGCAGUUAUCACUAUUUUUUCAGCCCCUAACUAUUGUGACACUCAUAACAAUAAAGGAGCCAUUGUAAGGUUGUGUAAUAGCAUUUUGAACAUACAGCAGUUCAACUAUUCAGCCCAUCCUUACUAUUUGCCUGAUUUUAUGGAUGUUUUCACGUGGAGCACUCCGUUUGUAAUUGAAAAAGUAAUGAUGAUGUUAUUUCAUUUGUUGAAACCUGACGAUAAAGUACUGCUUAGGUCAGAUAGCUUGGCAAAUAGAAGAAUAAAAGGUCUGAAGAACAAAUUUCAAGAAAUUAAAAAAGUAAUUAUGCAAAAUAAGGUGAAGGCGGUAUCAAGGAUGAUGAAAAUGUAUAAAACUCUUAGGGAAGAAUUCGAAAUCAUUCUCAUGCUCAAAGAUAUGUGCCCUGAUAACAAAAUUCCAAGAGGACUUUUAUUGGAAGGAAGAACUGCAUUGAUGAGAGCAGUUGAUAUGUUUAGACAAGCAAGAGUACUGGAUCUUCCUAAUGAAAGAAGACCUGAAUAG
Molecule: messenger RNA, 1419 nt
Organism: Blepharisma stoltei
Lineage: Eukaryota; Ciliophora; Heterotrichea; Heterotrichida; Blepharismidae
Source: the annotation of a GenBank genome assembly